Messenger RNA from Pyrus x bretschneideri (Chinese white pear), 1891 nucleotides. RefSeq names its product pectinesterase-like. The record is from RefSeq and is a predicted model, not a curated record. Gene Ontology annotation, molecular function: pectinesterase inhibitor activity; pectinesterase activity. The transcript is spliced from 2 exons. Gene Ontology annotation, biological process: cell wall modification. Bases 78 to 1691 code for a protein of 537 amino acids. Lineage: Eukaryota; Viridiplantae; Streptophyta; Magnoliopsida; Rosales; Rosaceae.
CCUACAAAAGGCAAGUUGUGGUCUAUAAAAAAAAGCCCCCAUCGGCCCUCUGAAGAUCAAUACUCAAAAUUGAAGCCAUGGAGUUCAAUACAUAUUUUCUUGUCUUCUAUUCUUUUCUAUUCAUGCUGCAGCAUAGUUCUUGUAGAAUCACUGCACCAUGCAGCCAAACCCCAUACCCUGAAGUAUGCCACCAUUAUAUCAACACUAACCUCUUAUCAACCCUAGAUUAUCAACAAAGGUUUUCAUUUCGUGACUUGGUACUUAAAGCCACCAUGGACCAAGCCAUUAAAGCUCAUCAACUUGUCUCGUCCUUGAACUUGAACUCAUUGGACGGUGACGAUGAGCGAGCCAAGUUGGCUUGUAAUGACUGCUUGGAGCUCUACGAGGACACCGUCGACAUGCUCAACCGUUCGAUCGGCUCCUCCAAUGCCUUCGAUGCCAAUACAUGGUUGAGUGCAUCGCUUGCUAAUCUACAGACAUGCCAAAAUGGUUUCGUCGAUUUCAACAUUUCUAGUUCUCAUUUGCAGUCUUUCCCAAACUAUGUCACCCUCUCAAGCAACUUGUCCAAGAUGCUUAGCAACUCACUGUCAGUACACAAGGUCUCAACUUUUCCAUCAGCUCUACAUUUUAGCAAACAAGUUCGUGGAAGACGACGAACUUUGCUUUCGGAUGAUGGGCUCCCGGAAUGGGUUUCAGCCGCGGAUCGAAAGUUACUCCAAUCGGGAAGUAGCGGACCAAGAGCUGAUAUGAUAGUAGCACAAGACGGGUCUGGAAAUUACAAGUUAAUUUCUGAGGCUGUAGAAGCAGCACACAAGCUACGCAGUGGGGCAACUAAAAGGUUUGUUAUACACGUGAAAGCAGGAGUUUACAGAGAAAAUAUCGAGAUUAAGAAAACAAUGAAGAACAUCAUGUUCAUCGGAGAUGGUAUCGAUGCAACGAUUGUCACGGGGAAUAAAAAUAGCCAAGAUGGUUCAACCACAUAUCGCUCUGCUACAUUUGGGGUUACUGGGGAAGGCUUCAUUGCUCAAGACAUGACAUUUGAAAACACAGCCGGACCAAAGAAGCAUCAAGCCGUGGCACUCCGCUCCGGCUCCGAUCACUCAGUCUUCUACCGUUGCAGCUUCAAGGGUUACCAAGACACCUUAUACGUGUAUUCCCAACGCCAAUUCUACCGCGACUGCGACAUACACGGCACGGUUGACUUCAUCUGCGGCGACGCCACGGCUGUGCUCCAAAAUUGCAACAUCUACGCGAGGAAACCAAUGAGCAACCAAAUAAACACCAUAACGGCGCAAUCUAGGACCGACCCUAAUGAAAACACAGGCAUUGUUAUCCAUAACUCGCGAAUCACGGCUGCGCAAGAUUUGAGACCUGUACAAGGUUCGUUCAAGACCUAUUUGGGUAGGCCGUGGCAAAAGUACUCUAGGACGGUAAUUAUGAAGAGUAAUCUAGAUGGGUUGAUCGACCCUGCUGGUUGGUUUCCGUGGAGUGGAAGCUUUGCCCUCUCCACACUUUAUUACGGGGAGUACAUGAACUCCGGCGCUGGGGCUGGUACGGGAGGGAGGGUCAAUUGGCCCGGUUAUCGUGUAAUAAGGAGUGCGGCGGAGGCCGAGAAGUUCACGGUUGGGAACUUGUUGGCCGGAGAUUCGUGGAUUCCGGGGACUGGAGUCCCAUUUACAACUGGCCUGUGAUAAUGCAUGCAUGUGGUUGUGGAGAGAAGUUGUUUGACUUUGUAGAGUGGGGGACUUGUCACACACUUGCGUAACGUAGGUGGGGGUCGAUGGUGACCUAAAGUGAAAAUUGUCACAGCUUGUGUUAGCUUCCUUUUGGAAGUGGAUAUCUAGAGAGUUGCCUUAUCUCUUUUGUGAAUGCAGAUGUAUUUUCAAACUCU